Aplosporella prunicola CBS 121167 is the source of this 2160-nucleotide messenger RNA. RefSeq lists its product as uncharacterized. Lineage: Eukaryota; Fungi; Ascomycota; Dothideomycetes; Botryosphaeriales; Aplosporellaceae. Gene Ontology annotation, molecular function: protein binding. The coding region runs from base 1 to 2160 and encodes 719 amino acids. The record is from RefSeq and is a predicted model, not a curated record. The transcript has 2 exons.
AUGCCCGCCUACCACCAUCGCGCGCACCAUGUGCACCAGCACGUUCCACGCGCGGAGCAGCUAGAUGCCCGCGACGCCCUCGCCGAAGCCGAACCCGACGUCAAGACUGUCGUUUCCGUCGUCUACUACACCGCGCCCAAGACUUUUGAUGGCCCUGCCGUUUAUGUCACCGACUCUCCCGACGACGAGCCCGCCGCUGUAACUGUUGCCCAGGCCACCGCCGUUGCUACCAAGGACUCCGACCAUCAAGAUGCUACGACCAAGGAGCAGACUCAGCACAAGACUCAGCAAAACACUCAGCAGCAAAACACUCAAGAGUCUGCCAAGGCCACCGGCACUACCCUUGCUACCCAGACCAGGAAGACUUCCAAAGCAGCCGAGACCACCGUCGCUGCCAUGACCUCUGAGAAAAUCUCGUCUGAAUCGGCUACCGAUUCGUCGCAUAUUACGUCUUCCGCCGCCCUUUCGAGCACGGUUCCUCUUGAGCAUGCUGCUGCGACCUCGGCCACUAAUGCUGCCUUGUCCAGUGCCAGCGCUUCAAGCACCGCAAGUGCUGGUUCCUCUUCAUCCAGCGGCAUGUCCGGUGGUGCCAAGGCCGGUGUGGCUUUCGGUGUCAUCUUUGGUGUCGCUGCAAUUGCCUGUCUUCUCCUCGUUCUUCUGAAGCGCAAGAAAUUGCAGAACAAGGAGGCGGCGCAACCGAUUGAUGAUGAGAAGACCGAAAAAGCCGCUGCUGCCGCUGAUAUGGCUAAUGGUGCCAAUGGCGGUGUGGCUGCCAGGACUCCGAGCAUCAGAACUACCCACACUGCUGAGAACGCGCCUCGCCUGAGCCUUCGCCCCAUGACCGAGUUCUUGCCUGCUAUUGAGACAAACAUGAAGCGCAAGAGCGCUACCAGCAAGCUUACGCUGGAUACUGGCGCUCUCGGAACUCCCACCAUUGGCGGUCUUGUUUCCCCUGCUGGUAGCAUGAGCGCUUGGGAGAAGCGUGGCGCUGCCAGCGACCCAGCCAACCCCUUCGGCGACCACGCCAUGACUCACGAAAACACCACGUCUCGCGAUGCUGUUGAACUUCCCACGCCUACUAUUGAGAAGACCGAGGCUGGUCUGCCAGACAUCACCGUUUCUACCCCGACGAUUGGCGCCCCUGGAACCCCUGACAUCCUUCGCCCGGGAUCUGUGAUUGGUGCUCCCAAGAGCGUUUCCGACAACAUUGCCGAGAGCCCGGUUGCUGUCCAAAGCCCCUCUCAGUGGAACCUGGAUGACGUUCCUCCUUCUCCCGGCCCAGCUCCUACGACUGCUCUUCCUCCUGUCCACCCUGCUGCCGCUGCCGCUGCUGCUGCGGCCGCCGGUGCUGCGGCCGCCGAUGCCGCCAUCGCCGCCGCGGCCAGCAAGCCGGCCCCUAACAAUGUGCACAGAGUUCAGAUGGACUUCGCGCCUUCCAUGGAUGAUGAGUUGGAGGCCAAGGUCGGCCAGCUGAUCAGGAUGUUGCACGAGUAUGACGAUGGAUGGGCUCUCUGCUCUCUCAUGGACCGUUCCAAACAGGGUGUCGUCCCGCGUUCUUGCUUGUCUAAGCAGCCUGUCAAGCCCCGUCCUGGCCCGCCUCCCCAAGGCCGUUCGCCCCAAGGCUCACCUCAGGGCCCGCCUCGCGGACCUCUUCGUCCUGUGGGUCCUGGCAUGCAGGGACCGCCUCGCCCUAUGUCUCCUGGUAACGGUCCUCGUUCGAUGUCUCCUGCCAACGGUCCUCGUCCCAUGUCCCCUGCCGGUGGUAGGAACUCGCCUCGCCCCAUGUCUCCUGCUGGCCCUCGCAAUGGUCCUCGUAAUGUUCCUCGCGCCAUGUCUCCUAUGGGCCCCGGCCCUGCUGGCCGUCAACGCUCUCAGUCCAACGCUUCCUUCGCCGGCCAGGGCCGUCCCAUGUCCCCCAUGGGCCCCCCAGGCGGCGGUCGCGCGCGCUCUAACAGCAAUGCGGCGUUCCAGCGCCCACCUCGCACGAUGUCUCCUGGCCCGUCCGCUGCCGCUCGCCGCCGUUCUAACUCCAUGAGCGAGAUGCAGGGUCCCCGUGUCUCGCCUCCUGGACCCAGCCCCAUGAACCCCAACGGUGCUGCCGCAGCCCUUGUUGACGGCCCCCUCCCCCCGCGUAAGCCGCUUCCCGGCCAGGCGCUGUAA